Molecule: messenger RNA, 1764 nt
Organism: Rhipicephalus sanguineus (brown dog tick)
Lineage: Eukaryota; Metazoa; Arthropoda; Arachnida; Ixodida; Ixodidae
Product: torsin-2A-like
Biological process (GO): cellular response to misfolded protein
Molecular function (GO): ATP hydrolysis activity; ATP binding
Source: RefSeq, a predicted model, not a curated record
ACGGCGGUAGACGGCGGGCAACGGACGGUUUCGGCAGUUUCGGGGUUUCGGCUUUGGUGUCAUGCGUCGGUAGCAACACAAUGCAAGUAGAAUUAACAGUGGUGGCACAUAGAGUUGUGAGCAUCCGUUUUAAUUCGUUUGGUGCUUAUGUGCUGCUGGUGAAAUGGGGAAGAAACGCUUGGCUAUAACGUAUCCAGGAUAUGAGCCAGAGCGCGCAGCAACAAAUUCGGUGUCGAAGAAACGUUCACCGACGAGCUAUCGUGGGCAUGAGUUGAAGGGAAAGCUAUCGGCGAAGAAAUGCUCCCGAGACGUCUACCGUCACAGAGAAACAGCCGCAUCAUCGCAAGGUGAAGACAGGCAGUGGCUCUGCGUGAACGGUUUUUGGCAGGCCAAGUGGAGCAAGAUUCCAAAAAAAUUCGUCACGCGCUGCAUCCCCGUCGUAUGGUCGUUCCUGCAAGCCUGCGUCUCGCUAGGCUGCCUUUUCCUGGUUCUUCUUUUCUUUCACCCCACCUGCCUCGAUUCGAAAGAGCUGCAGGUGGAGGCUCUUGCCCUCACACUUCGGCAGCAUCUCGUUGGCCAAGACAUUGCCAUAAACCGGACAGUGACUGCCAUCGCACGCUAUUUGAAUAGCAGUGAAUCUACGGCAUCAGUUCCGCUUGUGCUCGUGUACGUUGGCUGCUCUGGUUGUGGAAAGACGUACGCAUCAUCACUGAUAGCCAAGCACUACCCAUAUACUGAAGCUCUUGUUGCCUCACACAAGAUAGCACUCACACGCAAAACCGGUAACGACUUGUUGCACUGGCUGCGGUACUCCCUGUCGUCGUGGCGGCCAAACGUCAUUGUGAUCGACGACGUUGACCUGGGACUUGAUACAGUGCGGCCCAGCCCGCUGGAUGAUCCGUUCAGCACGCAGCUAGAGACUGUCCUCUCAUCUUGGGAAAAGGCAAGAGUGCAGAGGGGGCAAGCAGUGAUUUUUGUUCUAUCACUGAGUGGCGGAAGUAAUGUGGCGGAGGGUUUUGCAUUGAAGCAGAUUGAGGAUGUGGCACAAGUGGGAAAUACGGAGGACAUCGAAAAGCUGAUUGAGGCAUACCGCAGCACGUUUCCGCUGUGGUUGAGAAAUGCGGAAAUCGUGCCUUUCCUGCCCCUGACCAAGGAUCAUGUCAAAGAGUGUCUGUUGAGGCAACUGGCCGAACAGACACCCCAAUCCCGAGCCAAAAUACUGGCCCUCUCUGGCAGGUGUGGAUAGUCUUUUGCAGGGAUUUACUUUUUACCCGGUGGACAAUCCUGUUUUCUCAAAAUCGGGCUGCAAAGAAGUUCCUAUCAAGCUUGCUUUGGGUGAUCUCUGAAAGCUCGACUCUAGCAGGAAUGCUAUGCUGUCCUUGAUUUAUAUGAACGUUGAGUGCUUUCAAUGAAAUGCUGAAACAACAAGAAUGAAUACCUGCACUUUGUGACGUGGCAGCAGUGCAAGUUAUUGCGUUGUGAGCAUUGUUGACUGUGAUAAAAUGAAAAUGGUUGCAGCAAGCCAAAGGUGUACUUAUAUUGACAGUGCCAGUUAAAGCACUACUUUAUUUUUAUUAUCUUGUCAUACAAAAGGUAUUCCACCAAGAAGUGUGCAUGCGUAUCCUUACCAUAUACAUUUUUUCUUGUGUGCGAGUUGAACUUUGUUUACCCUCUUUUUCUUGUUUUCAACACUUUGUAUAUACUAAAAACAAAGUUUAUGCAUCUCCUUUUAUUAAUAAAUUGCUCAUUUCACUGGACAUCAAA